Molecule: messenger RNA, 3141 nt
Organism: Daucus carota subsp. sativus
Lineage: Eukaryota; Viridiplantae; Streptophyta; Magnoliopsida; Apiales; Apiaceae
Product: 15-cis-phytoene desaturase, chloroplastic/chromoplastic
Exons: 6
Coding region: 1-1431 (476 amino acids)
Molecular function (GO): oxidoreductase activity
Source: RefSeq, a predicted model, not a curated record
AUGAUCACUCUCACCUUCCCCACACUCUCCACCACCAUCUCCGCCUCUCGCCACCGUCGCCGCCGUCAUCUCCGGCGACUCAUCUUCACCUCACGACUCUCAACAACCACCCCUACCUCAACCUCCACCUCCCCAAACCCUAACAAAACCGGCGUCAUCAUCAUCGGCGGCGGUCUCUCCGGCCUCGCCGCCGCCACAAAGCUCACCUCCCUCAACAUCCCCUUCCUCCUCCUCGAAUCCUCCGACGCCGUCGGCGGCCGCGUCCGCACAGACGUCGUCGACGGCUUCCUCCUGGACCGCGGCUUCCAAAUAUUCAUCACCGCCUAUCCCGAAGCUCAGAAGCUUCUAGACUACGAAUCGCUACAGCUACAAACAUUCUAUUCCGGUGCCAAAGUAUUUUACGGCAACACUUUUCACACCGUUGCUGAUCCUUUACGACACUUUUCGGACUCGCUGCCGACGCUUGUCAAUCCAAUUGGAAAUUUUUUCGAUAAAUUGUUGGUUGCGAUUACGAGAAUUAAGGUGUUGAUUAAGUCUGAUGAGGAGAUAUUUAGCAGUGAGGAAGUGAGUACUAUUGAUUUGCUUAGAGGAAUUGGAUUUUCGGAGUGUAUGAUUGAUAGGUUUUUUCGUCCGUUUUUCGGGGGGAUUUUUUUCGACAGGGAGUUGGAGACGACGUCGAGGCUUUUCGAGUUUGUGUUUAAGUGUUUGGCGGUUGGGACUAAUACACUUCCGGCUAAUGGCAUUUCUGCGAUUCCUGAACAGUUGGCGGGUAAAUUGCCAGCUGGUUCGGUUUUGUUGAAUUCUAGGGUUUGUUCGGUUAAUGUUGGAUUGGAUUCUGUUGCGAAUGUUGAGCUUGAGAAUGGCGAGGUUUUCAGGAGUGAGAAUGGAGUGAUUCUUGCUGUUGAAGAACCGGAAGCGAUUAGGCUUUUAGGUAGGAAGAUGAAAGGGGAAUUUAAGGAACCUCGGAAAACUGUUUGUUUGUAUUUCUCAGCGGAAAUGUACCAAAUACCUUUUAAAGAUCCGGUUUUGUAUAUAAAUGGGUCGGGCAAGGGGAUAGUGAAUAACAUGUUCUUUGCGACUAAUGUGGCUCCAUCCUAUGGACCACCAGGGAAGGGUCUGGUAUCAGUUUCACUUAUCGGAUUGUUUGAGGAUGUUUCGGAUGAGGAUCUGAUAGCUAAGGUUGUUAAGGAGCUUUCAGAUUGGUUUGGAGGGUCAGUGGUUGGGUCAUGGAGACAUUUGAGAACGUAUAGGAUAGGGUUUGCACAGCCGAACCAGAGUCCACCCACAGACUUGAUGAAGGAUCCGAGAUUGGGGCCCGGUUUGUACAUGUGUGGGGAUUAUUUGACUAGUGCCACAUUUGAUGGAGCUUUGGUGUCGGGGAAGAGGGCAGCUGAAGCCUUGCUUAAAGAUGAGGCCUUGAUUAAAGUUUGAUCAUGUCUUGCACUUGGAGGAUAUUCCUUGUAGUUACACUUUGAAGAUUAGACGCUCCAAGUAUUAUGUCAUAUUAGUUUUUUGCUGGAAUGAUGUGCAUCUGAACAAAAUUAAGAUGAUAUUGCCGCUGACAAAUUUUAGCACUCAUUUGCACGGUGGAAGAGAAACAGGCAAUUUGCAGAAAGAUCCGAUUCACUUAAUGGAUGCUGCAGCUGAAUUCUGAUCAACUCGCUUCAAAGCCAUAAUUUUUGCCUAAAUCUAAGGGUACUGAUGAUCUAAGGCAACAUGGAUAUACAAAUACCAUCUGGAAGAUAUCAUCAAAUUUAGGCUCUAUAUGCUCAUGGAGGAGACAGUGCCAUAUAUUUCUCAUAAAAUCUCCCUACUGCUGAGGAAAUCAAAGCGAAGAAAUCACCAGUUCGAGGCGGAGGCAGCAGUGUAAAGCCAUAUAUAAGCUGGGACAUGCGGAAUUAAAUCCAGGACAUGUUGCCAAGUUGAUAUGCUUCUUAUGUCAACUUCCAAUGGAGACAAAGGCCGAUAACUUGGUGAACAUAUCCAGAAGCAGCAGCUAUUGUCUGGUAUGCUCGUAAUUUGAUGCUUAAGUAUCAAGAAAGAGUAAUGCAGCGCCUCUUCAAUGCUGCUCUGUUAUGCAUUUUCUUUACUUAAUCUUAAUUCUUGCGACGUGGCUUUUUCAUCCUUGUAGAGUCGUAGAGCAUUCAACUAAUCUCUCAACUACGCAAAUAUUCUGAUUCUUGCAAUUUAAAUACGAAAUCAAUGAGUCAAAAAAGCAGUGAUACUUGAUAAGUUGAUAUAUUACCAAAUGUAGGAUAAAAUUGAUAGGCAUGUCAUGUUAUUUGUUAGUAUAGAGUAAGAUUUGUGGAUAAUAUUUUCGCUGGAAUGAACUGAACAGAGAGGUACAACGAAAGAAACUGAAACAGAGAUGCAACAAAAGAGAAAAAGGCUAUUCUUUUGCUUUUGUCUUGGUAGUUUGCUAAACUAUUUUUCAAUUCCACACAGUUCAUCCUAUAUUUCUUGAUUCAUUAUGGGAGAUUUGAUCCAACGACUACACCCUUUUAUUCGCCCCAUUCUUCAUUUGUUCAGAAUUUUUCGUAAUUAUUGGUAAUUUAUGCUAUAUUUAUGUCAUAGCGUAACUUAGAAGAUGAAGCAGACCAUGGAAAUCAUUAGGUAGAUUCAUAAUUGACUUUAAACUAUAAACCGAGAAGAUGAAGUAGACUAUGCGGAGAUGUGCACCAAGGUUAUUUGGACUCUUGUAACCAUCCAGUGUAACUACUGUAUAAACUAUAGGCAGCAGAUAUAGUAAUCCAGUGAGCGAUGACAAUAAUUAGUUAUCAUAAUGUGAUAUUUGUAAAUUUUUAGAGAAAAAUGUCCCUAGAAACUUCUUUGCUUGUCCCUAGAAAAUCUAUAUAAUACAUUAUUUUAUUUAUAAGAAAUACACAAAUAUUCCAGGAGAAGUGCUCUGGAAGAAAUUAUUAAGUUUGUAAUCAAUUUUUCGUAAAUAUUAGCAGACAUGGUAGCACCCAUGAAACAUCAGCAAUCAAAUGAAGUCAUGGUGUAAUUUUGAAAAAGUUUCGACUCAUAAAACGAUUCUGGAAGUAGUAAAGUUUUGAGUCAAAUAAAAUAUCGAAUUAUUGCAACGAGGGAAAGCAAAUCGAAUUCAAUGAAAACUGAACUAUCAAAUAAUAACUCAUGUUU